AAUUAUCACAUAACCUGCAACAACUGUCAGAGAAAGCGCGAUCGACGACAGAAUUUAUCCAAAGACUGAAAGGAAUGAGUGAUAAAGUAACGGAAUCCUGCAUCGAAUUCGAACGAGUGGUAACGGCACAGUGUGAAGCGCUGAUAGAAUCGAUAACCGCGCGGAGGGAGGUCCUACUGGAAGCCAUCCGACAAGACAAAGAUACCAAAAUUAGAACACUUAAGGAUCAACAAGCGAGUUGUACAGGGAAACUGCAGCAAACCACAGGAUUAAUACAGUUCUGCAUCGAAGCGUUAAAAGAGACUGAUAGUGCGGCAUUUUUACAGGUACUUAAAUUUAAUUUCCGCUGA
Molecule: messenger RNA, 350 nt
Organism: Aedes aegypti (yellow fever mosquito)
Lineage: Eukaryota; Metazoa; Arthropoda; Insecta; Diptera; Culicidae
Product: E3 ubiquitin-protein ligase TRIM9-like
Exons: 3
Coding region: 75-350 (91 amino acids)
Source: RefSeq, a predicted model, not a curated record